Messenger RNA from Thalassophryne amazonica, 650 nucleotides. RefSeq names its product endonuclease V-like. Lineage: Eukaryota; Metazoa; Chordata; Actinopteri; Batrachoidiformes; Batrachoididae. Gene Ontology annotation, biological process: DNA repair. The transcript has 5 exons. The coding region runs from base 108 to 650 and encodes 180 amino acids. The record is from RefSeq and is a predicted model, not a curated record. Gene Ontology annotation, cellular component: nucleolus; cytoplasm. Gene Ontology annotation, molecular function: single-stranded RNA binding; RNA endonuclease activity producing 5'-phosphomonoesters, hydrolytic mechanism.
ACGCGGAACUAAAACCCUGAAACAUCUCAGCUUUCCCUCCUUUAUGUCAUGAUGUGAUUUUUUAUUUGUUUUAAAAAUCCGAAGCUGCUGAACGUCUUUGCUCACAGAUGUCCGCUCCUGCCGACGAUUUGGUCAAGCUGUGGGAAAGUAAACAGACGCAGCUCAGACAGCAAGUGGUGGAGGAGGACACAGAGGACUGGCAGAAGAUCCCAGGUUUCUGCGGCCUGGAGAGAGUUGGUGGAGUGGACCUUUCCUUCAUUAAAGGGGAUGAUGUCAAUGCCUGUGCACAGCUUGUGGUUCUGAGCUACCCUGACCUGGAGGUUCUGUAUGAGGACAGUCAGAUGGUGGCACUGACAGCCCCCUACAUAGCUGGAUUUUUGGCUUUCAGAGAAACCCCUUUCCUCUUGGAUGCCCUGCAGAGGCUGGAAAGGAACCAGCCCCAACUUAUGCCUCAGGUGGUGUUUGUGGAUGGAAACGGCCUCUUUCACUACAGAGAGUUUGGUUUAGCGUGUCACCUGGGAGUGCUGUCAGGGCUGCCCUGUGUGGGUGUGGCUAAGAACCUGCUGCAGGUGGAUGGUGUGUAUAAGAAUGAAGAGCAUCAGACACAGGUGAGAGUCAUUGAUCAAACACAGUCUUUAAAAAAAGUCUGA